Messenger RNA from Kuraishia capsulata CBS 1993, 2502 nucleotides. RefSeq lists its product as uncharacterized. The record is from RefSeq and is a predicted model, not a curated record. NCBI's taxonomy places the organism in Eukaryota, Fungi, Ascomycota, Pichiomycetes, Pichiales, Pichiaceae. Gene Ontology annotation, biological process: autophagy of mitochondrion; protein localization to phagophore assembly site. Bases 1 to 2502 code for a protein of 833 amino acids. The transcript has a single exon. Gene Ontology annotation, cellular component: phagophore assembly site; autophagosome.
AUGGCAAACCCGAGAGACUCCACCAACCACACAUUUCUGUCGCGGGUGUUUGGGUUAAAUUCGGCUUACCCCGGAUCAGUGGCCUCCAACCCUUUGUUUGCUGACGAUAUCGAACACCAGUAUUACGACAACGACGACGACAAUGACAAUGAAGAGGACGAACAGGAAGAAGAAGACGACGAAGACCCGCCUAGAGAUCUUUAUGAACAGCAUGCUACAUCCCAGAAUUUGGACACAUCAUCAUUGCAUUCUGAUUCGGACAACUUUUCGAGUACAGACAACCUGGAUGCGGGCUAUGACGAUGAAGCUGGUGCUGGUGGUGUUCCCGAGAGUUUGAUGAUGGAGGAUUUUUUGCCUUCUCCAGCCACCCCAACUCGUGAUACACGGCCGCACCAGCCUACUCUGGCCGAAAAUGUGAAGAUUCACGCUCGAAACUUCGCUGAUAGGACGAUCCCAAAGGGGAUAACGUUCCAACUACCCCAGAGAAGGCCCCCACAACUAUCCCCUUCUCCGGCUGCGACUCCACAGCAACAAAGAAGACCUACGCAAAGUGCUGAUGAACAGCAUCGAUUCCGAGAACGGACUGGUAUCCUUACGCCUAUGGAAAGGUCUCUCUGGAUGUGGGCUAACGUCUCUAAUCUGGACAAGUUUUUAAUGGACGUGUAUUCAUACUACCUUGGGAACGGGUUCUACUGCAUUUUGCUGAAGAGGUUAUUUGACACACUCACAAUUGUUUUUGUGAUCUGGCUGGUUAGUUUCAUGGGCAACUGUAUUGAUUACACAACCCUAAUGCACACUCGAGUGACUAAGUUCUCGGAGGUGAAGAUCCCGAAAUGCUAUUCGAAGAUGUCUUUUCUUCAGAAGAUGCUCUAUCUGAUACUCAUGGCUCUUCUGGGAUUGCGAUUGCGCACUUUUAUUGACGAGUACCGCAAUUUGAAGGACAUCAGGAAUUUCUACAACUUGCUUCUGGGAUUGGGAGACGACGAACUCCAGACGAUUGGCUGGGCCACUAUCGUGAAGAAGAUCAUGGUUCUCCGCGAUCAAAAUACAAAUGCACUGAUUUCUGCUACUCAACACGACGAUCUGAGGUCUAAGAAGAAGCUUAGCGCUCACGAUGUAGCCAAUCGUCUCAUGCGAAAGGAGAACUAUAUGGUGGCCAUGUUCAACAAGAAGAUAUUAAACUCAUCUCUUUCCAUUGGAGGAUCAAUUUUCUUGACCAAGACGCUUGAAUGGAAUCUGAAAUUGUGUAUCUUUGACUUUUUGUUCAACGAUAUGGGCCAGUUGAGACCUUCUGUUUUGAACGAGAACAGGCGAUUCGGAUUGUCUACAGAACUGCGCAAACGAUUCAGAAUGGCCGGCAUGUUCAGCAUAGGACUUUCGCCAUUUUUAGUGGUGUAUUUCUUGCUGUACUAUUUCCUCAAAUUCUUCUACGAUUUUAAGACUAACCCGGCGCUGCUGUCAGCGAGGGAAUACUCUCCCGAUGCUCGUUGGAGGCUUCGCGAGUUCAAUGAGCUCCCUCAUAUCUUCAAGAAACGCCUGGCUCUUUCGACAGAGCCAGCCUCUGUCUAUGUGAACCAGUUUCCCAAGGAGAAGACUACUCUUUUGCUCAAGUUCGUAUCCUUUGUUUCUGGAUCUUUGGUGACUGUGCUAGUUCUGCUGACUAUUAUUGAUCCUGAGCAGUUUCUGAAUUUGGAGCUGACCGAGGGUCACACCGUCCUUUUUUACAUCUCCGCUUUGGGUGCAAUUUUCACGGUUUGCAAAGGUGCGCUUCCGGAUACAAACACCGUCUUUGACCCGGAAGCCAGCCUGAGAUACGCUUCACAAUAUACUCAUUAUCUCCCAAACGAGUGGGCUGGUAAAUAUCACACUGAGGCAGUCAAGAACGAGUUUUGCAAACUGUUCAACCUGAGGAUAGUUCUCGUGGCCAAGGAGCUCAUGAGUUUCGUGAUGUUGCCUUACUUGCUUUACUUCAAGCUUCCCGAAUCCUCAGAACGGAUAAUAGACUUCUUCAGAGAGUUCAGCGUUCACAUCGAGGGUCUUGGCUACGUUUGUCGUUUUGCAAAGUUUGAGUUCGACAGAAGUGACAAGGAUGGGUUGAGAGAUGAGUACUAUUCCUCUAAUGACGACAAAAUGGCAAAGUCAUAUCUCUAUUUCCUGGAGACUUAUGGAAAUGAGCAGCCGACCAUGGAGAAAAACCGCGUCCCUUCCAGAAAGAACGCAAUUCAGAACCUCGGCUUUAAGUCUGCUAUGAAGAAUUCUAUGAUUGAUACACAUUCUGGUCUCAACCAGAGUAUCUACAACCAGCGAUACACACCGCAACUCCAGCAGCAAUCCCAAUUUUUGCCUCCAUCACGGCCUGGCUUUGGAGAUGAAUACAUAAACUCAAGUUUUGUUCUCGGCGAGUCUGUUGCGGAACAGGAGGUGGAAUCGGAAGAGGAUGAUGAUGGGGGAGUGUUAGGGUUGAUUAAUCAAAUAUACAAGCACAAGCAGGGGAUAAGGUGA